This is a messenger RNA of Anarrhichthys ocellatus (wolf-eel), 688 nucleotides long. RefSeq names its product mammalian ependymin-related protein 1. Lineage: Eukaryota; Metazoa; Chordata; Actinopteri; Perciformes; Anarhichadidae. Gene Ontology annotation, biological process: cell-matrix adhesion. Bases 149 to 502 code for a protein of 117 amino acids. The record is from RefSeq and is a predicted model, not a curated record. The transcript has 2 exons. Gene Ontology annotation, molecular function: calcium ion binding. Gene Ontology annotation, cellular component: extracellular region; lysosome.
CAUGUGCACAUGUCGCCUUGUUUGGAGCAGGAACCUCAUUCAGUGAAGAUCAGCAGAUGAACAGAAACAAAGAAGAGAUUUCUGACGUAAACUCAGAUGUUUGUUUUAUAAUCACAGAAACUCACAAAGUAUCUGCCACGAGGAGAAAAUGGCUCAGCAAGGAGUUCACCUGGACCAGGAGACCUUCUCUUGUUCCAUCUGUCUGGAUCUACUGGACAACUCCACCUUCGAGGACCAGUACUUCAUCGGAGGCCACGGGGACAACGUGGAGGUUCAGGAGUGGUCCGACAGGAAGCCGGCACGCCAGCAUGAGACCUGGGUGGGCGUUUACACCCUGAAGGACUGCUACCCGGUGCAGGAGACCUACGCCAAGAACAGCAGCGUCACCACCUCCACCCGCUUCUUCAACCUCCAGCUGGGCAUCAGCGACCCCGACGUCUUCACCCCGCCCGGCACCUGUCAGUCGGCUCGGCCCGAGAGGAUGUCCGAGUCCGACUGCUGAGGCCUCUUGAGACACUUAAGAGCAGCCACGAAAUCACUCCCUUGUCCACCCAUGUUUCACUCGCAGUGAGAACUUAAUCAGAAUUAUUUUCCCGUCGUUACUUACAGGUGUAGCGUAACAUUUUGCAUCUCUCAAAUCUGGCGCCUUGCAUUCUGAUGAAAUAAAAAAUGAAAUUAAAAAUUUUAA